AUAUUAAAGUAUUUAUAAAAAUAUACACCUUGAAAUGAUUUCUUGCAGUAUGUGAAACUCUUUUAUAGUAAAAAGGGACUAGCUUUGCAUAAAAUUGAAGCUGUCACCUGAGGGAAAGGAACUACUUUAGGGCAACAAUAUACAACGACAUGGUUUAAAAAAGAAAACAGACUUAGAACACUAGGUUCUGUAGACCACAAUAGUAAGACUAUGGCAGGAAGAUAUGAUGAUAUUGGAGCAGACAAACCCCUCUUUGGAGAGACCAGACCAAGGGACCGGGUUUUCAACCUCGUGCUUGGACUCGUAACACUAAUACUUGUACUGGUUACACUAAUCAGUGCAUUUGUUUUCCCACAAUGGCCUCCAGAUCCUGUGAAUAUUUAUUUUGCCAGCUGUAUAUUAUUAGUUUGUGGAGCUAACUCGGUGCUGAUAUUCUGGUACAGACAAGGGGAUUUGGAGCCCAAAUUCAGGACACUUAUUUAUUUCAACGUAUUCUGUAUCAUAUUACUGGCAGUCUGCUGUAACUUGUAUAUUCAUUUAAAGACCAAAUAACUUGUCUGUAUAUAGUGUGUAUCACAUACAAUGAUUAGGGGCAUUGUUUGUAAAUCUGUGAAUAUUGUGUCUAUGUAAAUAUGUAUCAGAAUGGUUUCUGAGAUUGUUGUUCUCAGGAUGUGUAUGAAGAUCUUUUGUUUAUCAUGUUCUCAUCUCUAUUAAGAACAGAUCCUCAGAUUUUCACAAUUUUUCGUGGUUUGUUUUACAUCUCAUUGUAUUAAGGCAAUUACAUAAACGACGUAUGUAUGUAUGUAUACAGAGUAAUAAUUGGCUGUCUGCCAAUAAGUUCACAUGACCCAGUUACUGUAAAGGCCAACCUAAUUUACUUUUUAAUUCUGCCAAAAGAUAAAUGUUAAGACUGUUUUAAUAUAAACUUGAUUAGGGAUAAAAAAUAUAUAUGGCACAGAGAUUUUUUUAUACAUUCCAACUGACGAAUGUUAAUGGCAAUGGUUAGGGAAAGGAUUAUGAAGAUGUGCCCUUUUGCAUUAAAAAUGCCUAAUUUCCUGUAAUGUUUCACACUCAAAUUCUGACCUUAAAAGUAUAAAAAUAUAUUUAAGUACAUAUUAAGUCCUUCAAACAAAAACACUGUUUAUGAAAUGUAACGAACAGGUACCUAAUGUUUUUUCACUUUGGAAUAUCUUAUUUAUGUUGUUGGUGUUUUGUUUUUUAACUUCUAGUACGCAAUUUAAGUUUUUUAUUGUUGAAAUUUUUUUUGUUAUUAAUGUAUGGUUAUUUUGAAAAAUGUUAGGGAUAGAUUUAUUCAGAGGUAAAAGUACAUCUUUUGUGGUUGGUCAGAUAAAAACACGAGUUUUUUUCACGAGUGUUUAAUUUCAUUUUCAAACAUUGAAUAGGAAAUGUUUGUUUAGAUUGCUAAAUGCAUAACAGGCAGCUUUAAUGAAGAGUGAAAAAACAAAUAGGUAAGGUCAUUAGGUACUCUCAGAAAGUACUUUUGAGCUUUGACAUAAAUGAUAAAAAAUUUGAAGAUGCAAUUUUAAUGCACUUUUAUGGCUGAUUGAGUGAUUAAUUCAGUUUAUUCCUUGGCAUGUGAAUGUUAUUUCAGAACUAGUAGAAGUGGUUUAUGUGCCUUAGGGACUAUUCCCAGACCCUGUCGUACUAACUGUGGAUCGAUCUAUC
Messenger RNA from Lingula anatina, 1686 nucleotides. Its product is annotated as transmembrane protein 243. Lineage: Eukaryota; Metazoa; Brachiopoda; Lingulata; Lingulida; Lingulidae. The record is from RefSeq and is a predicted model, not a curated record.